This is a messenger RNA of Prosopis cineraria, 920 nucleotides long. RefSeq lists its product as uncharacterized. Gene Ontology annotation, molecular function: protein binding. The record is from RefSeq and is a predicted model, not a curated record. Bases 104 to 658 code for a protein of 184 amino acids. The transcript is spliced from 2 exons. NCBI's taxonomy places the organism in Eukaryota, Viridiplantae, Streptophyta, Magnoliopsida, Fabales, Fabaceae.
AGUUUUGAAACUCCAACGCCUUGAAUAGAAUAGCAGAUAGCUAAGUACUACUUUUAGCCUCGCGUAGGAGGAGCCUAGAACCUUCUUUCGUUGCCCUCGAAUCAUGGAGUUCAAACCCAGAAAUCAAGAACGAGCCACUAUCAAGUUCCUCUGUAGCUAUGGCGGGAAGAUUCGUCCUCGGGUCACCGAUGGCGAGCUCCGCUACGUCGGCGGCCACACGAGAGUCCUCGCCGUCGAUCCUUCUAUUGCUUUUUCAGAGCUGAUGGCGAAGCUUGAAAAGUUGUCUGGUUUUUCUGUGACGCUGAGAUGUCCUUUACCUGACGGAGACUUGGAGACGUUGAUUUCGAUAACCAACGAUGAAGAUCUGGCCCACAUAAUUGACGAAUAUGAUCGAGCUUCGUCGUUGUUGGCUCAUCCACUGAAGAUCAGAGCCAUUCUUUCGCCGCCGAACUCGCUCAAGAAAAUAUCUCCUCCUUCGUCUUCUGCUUCUAGCGCGAAUCAAUCUCCGUCCAGAUCUCCUCACACCUCCAUCGAGACCGUGCCUUAUUCGGUGGCCUGUCACAACUGCUCACCGCCGGUUGGAUAUCCAAUCGGUUUUCAUAACGGGAGCCCUAAGUUUUUGUACGGUGGUUCGUACCGCAGCAAUUACUGUCACUGAAUUCACAGAAGACAAGGGAACUCUAAUCCCCUGAAAUCAACCGAAAGCUCGGGGACGAAGAGGAAAAAGUUGCACUCCUCCUUCUAGGAUGUUAAUUCGAUGACGACGAAGAACUCUGGAUGAAGAAAACAGGAUACUCACUUUUUUUAGUUUAAAAAAUAGAGGGAUGAGUGAGCUAUGAACUACGAUUACCCUUUUCGGAUUCUAUCCCUUUUGAUCUGUUUGGGGUUCUGAUUUUGAAUGGAGCUUGAUUUGUUGGUCA